This is a messenger RNA of Hermetia illucens (black soldier fly), 3254 nucleotides long. It is a transcript of the gene Gnf1, whose product is annotated as replication factor C subunit 1. Gene Ontology annotation, biological process: DNA repair; DNA replication. The coding region runs from base 132 to 3188 and encodes 1018 amino acids. Gene Ontology annotation, molecular function: DNA binding; ATP hydrolysis activity; ATP binding. The record is from RefSeq and is a predicted model, not a curated record. NCBI's taxonomy places the organism in Eukaryota, Metazoa, Arthropoda, Insecta, Diptera, Stratiomyidae. The transcript has 9 exons. Gene Ontology annotation, cellular component: DNA replication factor C complex; nucleus.
AAAACAGCUGUCAAGUUGCGAGUCAAUUUUGUUCAGGGGAAUUGCGCCUUUUCGUCCGCGUUCUCAUGGUGGUUUUCGAGGAUAACAACUACUUGAUUUAAUUUUGAUGGUCAAAUAGCCAUACAGCCAGUAUGUCAAAGGACAUUCGUUCAUAUUUUACGCUUGGAACCGCGAAAAAGCCGGCUGCCAAGGUGGAGUCAGCGCCUGUAGUGAAAAGAAAAGCCGUCGUGAUUUCAAGUGACGAGGAAGAUGUUCCGCGCACCCCGAAACAACCGUCGAAGCAUGCCAAGAGUGGCAAAAAGAAACGCCGCAUCAGCGACUCAGACGAUGAUGUUCCCAAGCCAAAGCAGACGCCAGACAAUAAGCCAAACCUCAAGAAGUUAUCGGGCGUGAAGGACAAACCCAAGAAAGCUGUUGACGUGAGUAAUUUGUUUGGAGGCGAACCAAAUCGAGUUGAACGUCCAAAACCGAAGAAAUCUCCUGCAAAGGCUACCAACGAGGUCGACCUUCUGGACGAUGAUUUCGAUAUUUCCAUUGCGGAGCUCGCCGAUUCUCAAUUAGAGGGCACUGAAACUGCCGUUGAGUCGAAGCCAGUCAAGGAAGAACGGUCGCGCAGUAAGAGCCGAGAAAAUACUCCCAGAAAGUCGGAACGGCCAAAGAAACCAACUCCAAAGAAAGAGACCCCGAAAAAGCAAACUCCGAAGAAAGAUAUCCCGAAAAAGCAGACUCCAAAGAAGGAGUCCCCAACUGUGAGUCCCAAGAAAGAAGAAGGAACUCAUCGCCGGGGAAUAAAGAAGACUCCACUUAGCGAUUUGGGUUUGAAUCAGACUUCGGAGGACGAGCCACACACUUCCCCGAAGCGGAAGGCGACGAAAAAAGCUGAUUUGAAUUCAAGUGUCCUGUCUGAUGAAGAGCGCCAUGAGCGUAAGCAGCUUGCAGCAAUUUUAUACCAGAAGUACAAAAAUCGUCAAAGCGUCAUCAAUCCAGGUUGCAAGGAAGUCCCUAAGGGAGAACCGAACUGCCUGGCGGGGCUCUCAUUUCUAGUUACUGGCAUCCUGGAGUCCUUGGAGCGCGAAGAAUGUAACUCCCUCAUCAAAGACUUGGGCGGCAAGGUUAGCAGCACGGUAGGCAAACGCUUGGAUUAUCUUGUCGUGGGCGAGGAGGCUGGUCCUAAGAAACUCGCCACUGCCCAAGAUUUGGGUAUCAAAGUCAUCAGUGAAGACGACCUUUUCGAUUUGAUCCGCGAACGGUCAGGAAAAGUAGACCUAAACAAAAACUCCAAUAAAAUUGUUCCUAAAAAGGAAAAAAAGGAGAAGGAACACGAUUCUGGCGGUGGAAUGAAGAGAAAGUUGCAUGAAGAGCAUAAAGUGAAAGAAGAGAAAAAGGUGUUGAGUCCUCCGAAGAAGAUAAAAACUGAAUACGAUGCGCCCAGUUCGACGGAGUCCAAGCCUGCAACGGAAUCUGCGGCAAAGAAAGACGAGAACUUGGCCUGGGUCGAUCGGUACAAACCGACGAGUAUCAAACAGAUAAUUGGGCAACAAGGAGCAGCCAGCAAUUGUGUCAAACUCACUAAUUGGCUUUCGAAGUGGCAUUCCAAUCACGAUGGUAAGAAGAAGCUGCAACGACCAAAUCCGUGGGCAAAGAACGACGACGGCAGUUUCUUCAAGGCAGCACUGCUGUCAGGACCUCCUGGAGUCGGUAAAACAACUACAGCGACAUUAGUGUGCAAAGAAUUAAGCUUUGAUAUAGUUGAGUUCAAUGCAUCCGACACCAGAAGCAAAAAAUUGUUGAAAGAGGAAGUCUCAGAGCUACUUAGCAGUAAAUCUCUUUAUGGUUACUUUCACGGUGAUAAAAAAACAGUUACCAAAAACCACGUACUCAUCAUGGAUGAAGUUGACGGUAUGGCUGGUAACGAAGACCGUGGCGGCAUCCAGGAGCUCAUUGCACUCAUUAAAGAAAGUUCGGUUCCAAUAAUAUGCAUGUGUAACGAUCGAAAUCAUCCGAAGAUGCGCUCAUUAGUCAACUAUUGUUAUGACCUUCGAUUCAAUAAACCUCGUAUGGAACAAAUCAAAGGUGCCAUGAUGUCAGUUUGCUUCAAGGAGAAGUUCAAAAUUCCACCAGCUAAGCUUGAGGAGAUCAUCGCAGCCACUAACAACGAUAUAAGGCAAACAUUGAACCAUCUAUCACUUUUGAGUGCCGGCAAAGAACUAGAUUUAGGGCAGCGCGAAGGCAAAGAUAAUACAGCGAAAAAAGAUUUGAAGUUGGGUCCGUGGGAAGUCGUCCGAAAAGUGUUUUCAGCGGAUGAACAUAAAAACAUGACUCUAGACGACAAGGCAGAUUUAUUCUUCCACGAUUACAGUUUGGGCCCAUUGUUUGUCCAACAGAAUUAUCUUUCAGUUUUACCUAAAGUUCCAAAACCCCAAGUUCCACAACAAGUAGCUCUCGCAGCAAACUCAUUAAGCUUAGGCGAUUUAAUAGAAAAACGUAUACGAUCAGCUUCCGCUUGGUCACUACUCCCCACCCAAGCAAUGUUCAGUUCCGUUAUGCCUGGCGAGUACAUGGCCGGACAUUUUACAGGGCAAAUCAACUUCCCAGGAUGGUUAGGUAAAAAUUCAAAAAGAACUAAGCGAAGCCGUUUGGCGCAAGAACUGCAUGAUCACACCAGGGUCAAAACAUCUGGGUCGAGAUUAUCUAUUCGGCUGGACUAUGCACCCUUCCUAUUAGAUGCCAUUGUACUUCCCUUGAAGGAAAAGGGUUUAGAUGGCGUACAUGAUGCCCUAGAAGUUAUCAAAGAAUAUAGAUUGCUUCGCGAAGAUAUGGAAUCUCUGAUAGAAUUGACAUCAUGGCCAGGCAAGAAAAAUCCUAUGGAUGCGGUUGAUGGCAAAGUAAAAGCUGCUUUGACUCGCGCUUAUAACAAGGAAGUUUUGGCGUACACUUACUCAGCGAUGGCUGGUGUUAAGAAGAAACGAGCAGAACAACAGGAUGAGUUAGGAGGACUAGAAGAAGAGGGAGAUGGAGUAUUUGUCGUUGAUGAUGAAGAAAAUGAGGAGGAAAACAAGUUGGAGAACGAUGCAUUGAUUAAGGCAAAGAAACGACCGGCUGAGAAAGGGGCAGCAAAAGCCGAAACCAAAAAGACUGGAGCUGGUACUUCCAAAGGAAAAGCCGGUAGCAGUAGAAGCAAGAAGUGAAUGUUUAGUUAAUACGUAUAUAUUAUUGUACAAAAUAUUCCAUGAAUAAUAAAAUCUCCGUUGUAG